Molecule: messenger RNA, 1617 nt
Organism: Rhineura floridana
Lineage: Eukaryota; Metazoa; Chordata; Lepidosauria; Squamata; Rhineuridae
Gene: GDPD3
Product: glycerophosphodiester phosphodiesterase domain containing 3
Exons: 10
Coding region: 310-1266 (318 amino acids)
Biological process (GO): glycerophospholipid catabolic process
Cellular component (GO): endoplasmic reticulum membrane
Molecular function (GO): phosphatidylcholine lysophospholipase A1 activity; phosphoric diester hydrolase activity
Source: RefSeq, a predicted model, not a curated record
CUUCCUCCUCCAGUGCCUCAAAAAGUCGCAUCGGACUACUUAUCAAGCCACUCCCGUCCAAGAUGGUCCUGUUCUCCGCGCUCAUCGCACAUUGCACCUAACCAAGAAGAACUCAGGAGUUCAAGGAUCCCAAUCCAACUGCUUUCAGAGGACCUGAAGGGCUUUUUCUGAACCCCCUUCCCCCUUUUCUUAAUCCAUGAGCAUCACUCACUUUCCAGACACCCCAGGUACCCUGGCUCCUGACUUCUCUUUCCUGCUUUAACCCACAGAGCCCAGGAGUCUUGGCUGCUUCCCACUAUCACUGCCUCCAUGGGAUCCCAGUUACUCCUCUUUGGGCUCCCUGCCCUUGGGAUCUAUGCACUGACAUCUCACUGCCUGCGAAAGAAGCCACAUCUGCUCCACAAGCCACGCAAGUUUCCUGUUCAAUGCAGGCACGUCUCCCACCGGGGUGGCAGCGGAGAACGGAUUGAGAACACUUUGGAAGCCUUUAGCCAUGCACUGAGCCAGGGGACAAACCUGCUGGAACUUGACUGCCACUUGACAAGAGAUGGGGUUGUGGUUGUGUCCCACGACAAUAACCUGGAACGCCAGACAGGACAUAACAUCAAGAUCAGUGAGACAGACUAUGCGGAGCUGCCACAUUAUAAGGAUUCUCUGGAGGUGACCUUUUCCCCAGGCUGCUACUCCCAUGGAAAAGACCACCGGAUUCCACGCUUGGAGGAAGUUUUCCAGAAAUUCCCCAGAGUACCGAUCAAUAUAGAAAUUAAACAGGAUGAUAAUGAACUCAUACAAAAGGUAGCAGAUCUCGUCCGACAAUACAACCGCUCCCACAUCAGCAUCUGGGCCUCCUUUGAAGGGGAAGUACUGAAGAAAUGCUGUGCAGCAAACACGGAGAUGCCCUACAUCUUCUCCCUGAAGCGUGGCAUCAUGAUCCUUCUGCUGUACUACGUAGGGCUCCUGCCUUUCCUGCCACUAAAAGAAUCCUUCCUCGAGUUUGUGCUGCCCUCCAUCAUGAACAGGACCUAUUUUCCUGUUGAAAAGGGCUGUUUUGGAGCACUGCUGGCUAAAUUUACCCAGAGGGUGACCAUGCGGAAAAAACUUUUCCAGCAUCUGGAAGAAAGAGGAAUACAGGUUCUUCUCUGGGUUGCAAAUGAGGAAAAGGAUUUUGAGGAAGCCUUUAGCUAUGGGAUCUCUGGAGUUAUGACCGAUUAUCCCACCCGCCUCCGGAAGUAUCUAGAUGCUCACCCACUACUUUUCAAUGAAUGAUCCAUAAUGUGCAGAAUGGCUUCUUCUUGUAUAGGUUCCUUACUAGGAAAAGAGGUGCCAUGUAAGGGGUUGGAAGGAUAAGAAAGUCAUUCUGAAUUAAAUUUGGUAUUGGGGGGGGAGAAGGGGAUGAUACAAGGAAACAAAAAUUUAUUGUUACUAAUAAGGGGGUUGUAUUUUAAUUGACUGAGCAACAUAUAUGCAGAGUGUCAGACGCUAGGAUGUACCUGGCCAUACCUACUCCAGAAAGCACAGAAUUUGCUUAAAUUCUUCUUGUAGAAACCUGAAAAUCUAGACUCGUAUGUAGCUUUUAUUGGUUACAGCAACAAGACAAAAUAAAUAAAUAAAUAAAAA